Colletotrichum karsti is the source of this 549-nucleotide messenger RNA. RefSeq lists its product as uncharacterized. Lineage: Eukaryota; Fungi; Ascomycota; Sordariomycetes; Glomerellales; Glomerellaceae. The transcript is spliced from 2 exons. Bases 1 to 549 code for a protein of 182 amino acids. The record is from RefSeq and is a predicted model, not a curated record.
AUGUCUGCCACCAGAAACAUCGACUCCGUCAACCCCAAGCAGGGCGAAUUCCACCCCAGCGUUCCUCGCUCUGAGCCUCUCACCACCAAGGGCCAUGCCCCGGGAACCAAGGUCGGCAACGAUGCCUACCCCGAGUUCCACGCCCAAGCACACCCUGCCGGCACCGCACCCAGAGAAAACACCUUCCAGCCCAACCCUACCUCCGAGACCCCCGGCCAGGCUCUGAACCCCAACGUGGACCCCUCAAGCCGCACGGCGGCCACCGACUUCCCUGGUGCCACCUCGGCCGAUGUCCACACCGGCCUCGGCAAGCCUGUACAAGGCCAGACCAGUGCCGAGAUGCACGGCUCCAACGUUGGCCGCCGCAACAAGGAGAGCGCCGGUCUCGAGGGUGUCGGCGCCUCCGGCAAGGACAACUUCCGCGACCGCCGCCUCGACGUUGGUGUCGCGCCCGGUGCGCGCGGUGAUGGUGGUAACCCCGAGAACAUCACUCCCGCAGAGAACCUCCCUCCCACCUCGGCUGAGGAGUUGGCCAGCGAGCGUCGCUGA